Messenger RNA from Copidosoma floridanum, 3625 nucleotides. RefSeq lists its product as uncharacterized. NCBI's taxonomy places the organism in Eukaryota, Metazoa, Arthropoda, Insecta, Hymenoptera, Encyrtidae. The record is from RefSeq and is a predicted model, not a curated record.
AUGUCGUCGAGCCAGGAGGCGACGGAGAUCGACAGCGAGGGCUCGAGUUGCGAGGAGCGCGAGUCCUCCCGCGGGGGUAGGCAACGGCUGCAGCCCGGGGACUCGGACGGCGCCAGUGGCAUACCGAAGAAGCGCCGGAAACAGUCGACGCCCAUCAAGUUCUCGACGAGCUCGCUGCCAAUGAUGAUGGGCGACGAGUGCGACGACGAGGACCAAGACGACGACGCGGAGGACGACAACAACGAGGAGGAGGAGGAGGACGAGUCCGAGGAGGAGUUGCAGCUGAAACGAGAGCCAACGGGCGAAGGUAAGCCGCGGCCCCAGAGCCCGACGCUCAAGGACGAGAACCUAAACAGCGAGUUUCGCUGCCAGUACUGCGGCCAAUUCCUCGAUAGCCGGGCGAGCCUCGAGCUCCACCUCGAGUGCGAGCACGCUUUUGGGGGUGCCCUCCUGGGCAACCCGGAACAACUGAACGGCAACCAGCAGCAGUCCAUCAGCCCGAUCAAUCUGUCGGGUAUCAGUGUACGGAGCUUCGCGACCAACGCCGCUUGGCUGCCCGACGGUGGUCCCCUGGCCAAGAUGAGGAACCACCACCACCUCCCGCAGCAGCACUUUCCCGGCGUGCCGGUCGGUUUUCCAGGCGCCCUGGGCCAGUUCCUGCCCCUGCCACCGUUUCCCCUGCCCGACUCCUCGGAGAUGGCCAGCAGGCCGAGUCUCCUGGCCCAGAUGCCCAAGAUCUUUAACCGCGAGGCUUACUGCAGUCUGUGCAACCGCGAGCUCUGCAACAAGUACUUCCUCAAGACCCACAUGGCCAACAAGCACGGGAUCCACAUUGACGGCCCACCACCGAGCAACGAUGUCUCGUCGACGAGGCCAGUCACAGCAGCAACAGUAGUACCGGUGAAGGUUCCCCCCGAACAACAACAGUCCCAGCCGCGACUCGACAGCGGUAGUACCAGCAACGGGGUGGUGGUAGUGCAACCGCAACAGCCGACCUUGCCGUGCGACAUGUGCUCCAAGCGUUUCAAGAACGAGGAAUCGUUGAGGAAGCACAGGAACAAGAUCCACGUCGAGAGCGCCGAUUCGACCCAGCAGCCACAGAUGGGCUACCAGGCUACAGACGGGGACGACCGUCACAGUCCAGGGGGCAUGGAGUCGUUGUUUAGGCAAGAGUUCAACGUAGAGCAGGAGGAGCUGUCUUACGCCCCGACUCCGCGCUCGAUAACCGUGUCGCCCCAAUCGGUGCGCCAGCUCAAGGAGUCGGCCUUCAGCGAUGACCACCUACGGCGCAUCGGGGUCAUGAAUCCCGAGGCCUUUUGCGAGCUCUGCUGCAAGGAGUACUGCAACAAGUACUUCUUGCGCGUCCACAAGCUCAAGAGGCACGGCAUCUCGGAGGGUGACAAGCCAUCGCCCGGGCUGAGUCCUUGGACGGGCCAGCAUCAGUUGGUCCAGACGAGCCCGCUCAACCUCAUUGUGAGCGACAGUCUGGGCUCGGAGUCCGGGGACCGUCUUCUGGAGGAACACGCGUGCAAGUCCUGUGGCAUACGCUUCCAGAACCAGGAACUCUACCUCCUGCACGUCGAGAGGAUCCACGAGAACGGGGGAGGAGGGGAGCAGCACGAGCCGUCCGACGAGCAGGACGAGGUUGACCCCGAAAACACCAGUAGCUUGAUCGCGGACCAGCAGCGUAGCGAAGCCAUUUCCGAGGACCUCCAGAAACUGCAGACCAUGAUACUCCAACUGAACGGGCUCGAGUCCAACAAACCGGUGACGUGCGUCCUCUGUGGCAGGGACUACGAGUCCCCGGUAGCUCUGAGGAACCACAUGCUCGCGGAGCACAACAUCCUCUCGGAGACCCUGUCGCCCCCUCAGCAGCAACAGCAGGAAAAACCGAGCCAAGUGGUAUGUCCCGCCUGCGACAGGGAGCUCCCGGAUCAGGAGGCUUUGAGGAGACACGUUGCCGAGGAGCACCAGCCCGCGACCACCCCGACGCCCCAGCUCCCACCCACUACUACUCCCAAGCCAAGCACACCCCAGCAGCAACAAGGGGAACGCAAGCCCAGCUCGUCCCUGACACCGACGUCGAGCUACUGCGAGAUAUGCAACAAGGAGCUGUGCAACAAGUACUUUAUGAAGACGCACAUGCAAAAGAUGCACGGGAUCGAGAUAGAAAAUGGCGCGCAGAUUGGUGGCGUCGUCUGCAACAUAUGUAAGAAGGAGCUCUGCAGCAAGUACUUUUUGCGAGUGCACAAGCAAAACACCCACGGCAUCGUCGAGGAGGCUCCCACCACCGGGCAAGCCAGCACCAACCAGCAGCAGCAGCAGACGGUCAAGCUGCAGGACAGUCUCGUCGAGAUGUCAUCCAACAGCGGAGAGGUCGGUUCGCUGAGGGGCGUCGUGCCCGAGAACUUUGACGCCUUCGACAGAUACGUCACCCACUUCCAGGAGGUCUGUCCGAUUUGCCACCAACGAUUCCGGAGUUCCAAGUGGCUCAAGGCCCACAUGCAAAACGAGCACAGUAAGCCUGGCACGGACAAGUCCCCGCAGGCCGUUCCCAGACCGGCACCAGCUAGAGUUCCCAGCGUCGUUUCGAGGGGUCUACAACAGCAGCAACAAUCCUCCCUCGGCAGCAUCGGUCUCAAGAUCCCGAAUGGUUUCGAUACGAGCCACCAGCAGCAGCAGCAACUCAAGACAGAACUGGCCACACUGGGUAACCAGGUGCUAUCCAACUUUUUCGGUGGCUCAUCCGACGACCAGCAGAAGCAGACCUACCGGUGCUCCCAGCCCAACUGCAGCUUCUCAACGCCCAUCCUGCCGCUAUUUUUCCUGCACGAGAGGUCCCACCAUCAUCACCAGCAACCAUCGCACCACCAGGAUCAGAGCAGCGAUAAAAUGCUGCAGUGCCCGAUUUGCCACCAGACCUGCGCCCAGCCGGAACAGCUCCAACAGCACAUGGUCUCCCGCCACCCGAACCCCUUUCCCGGUCUGCUGCCCCAGUUCCCGAUACCCCUGCUCAACGAGCUCGUGAUGCCGAGCACCGAGCCGCCCCAGGACCUGGCCAACGAGCUCAAGGAGGACGUCCGCGGCCAGCCAAAGGCCCACAUAAUGAACGAGAUCGACACCAACAAGAUGAAAAAGAGACCCGAGGAGAGCGGCGUCGUGCAGGUCAUGCCACAGGGUACCUACAAGUGCUCGCAGUGUGGUUACGCCACAGCUAACCUCAACCGCAUAAAGAAGCACGUAAAACGGGAUCACAGGAGCCUGGGAGAUCCGGUGGAAACAGCGUUGGCCGAGCUCACCAAGACCCUGAAGGACGUGGCCAACAAGCACAAGGUGCCGGCGAGUUAUGCCGUGCCCCAGCAAGAGUCCAGCCUCUCCCCCGAGAAGACCAUCAUGCAGCCGUUCAUCAUCGAGGAGCUGCAACUACAGCCGAGCACCCGGAACAACAACUGCGGCGACAACAACAACGACAGCGUGGUAGCCGACAACAACGGCGAACUCCUCCUUGGUAGGACCUUUGCCCCGGCUCUCGUCUUCCUACCGGUGAAGACGCGGCUCAGUGGCGCCCUCACCACCUCCUUCACCCUGAAUCCCGCUUGAGGUGCGUAUCACUUUACUGGCUUAU